This is a messenger RNA of Pseudogymnoascus verrucosus, 928 nucleotides long. RefSeq lists its product as uncharacterized. Bases 176 to 766 code for a protein of 196 amino acids. The record is from RefSeq and is a predicted model, not a curated record. NCBI's taxonomy places the organism in Eukaryota, Fungi, Ascomycota, Leotiomycetes, Thelebolales, Thelebolaceae. The transcript has a single exon.
CAUCUCACGAAUUGCAAACACAACAUAUCCUACCAUAUACCCCGAUCUAAAGCUCCAAGAAGCUCGGAAAACUUUCCAUUUCGCAUUAUCAAAGCCAUUUUUAGCUUCGACGACCAAAACCACACCCUCAAACCCACACCUUCAAGCUUCGUGCUACCUAAACCACCCCCAUCGCAUGCCAAGGGGCCGACGCUUCCGCUUUCGAAAACACUCCGCUCACACCCCCUCCAAACACCAAGACUACCUCCUCUCCCUCCAUAACACCAGGAUGUCUCAAUUCCUGCCCCACGCCACCUACGCCGAGGACCAGCGGUAUCCAUAUGCCAUCCUGACGGGGCACGUCCUCUAUCGCGGUUUCGCCACCGGCGCCCUUGUCGGCGCAUUGGCGCCUUUUCCAAUCAUGUUAUUCCGCCCUCUCAAAUACCCCCUGCCUCUUGCUGUCUUGAGGUCUGCAGGCAUGGGAACGGUGGUGGGAACAGGAGUUCUGGCGCUGGCGCUGGCGGGACGGAUGUAUGGUAGAGAGGAGAUCGAGUGGAGAGAUCGUAGUUGGCGAUUGUUGGCGAAUAAGGGACAGGUGGAGGUUGAUACCUGGAGUGGAGUUGGGACGGUGAUGGGUGCGUUGGUGGCGAGGGGGAAGGGAUGGAGAGGACGGUUGGGAGGGGCGGGGUUGGGGAAUUUGGUGGGGGUGGGAGGGUAUUUGGGGUGGAGGUAUGGGCUUUAUGGGGGAAAGUUUAAUAAGGGGAAGUGGGAGGAGGACGCGGUGUGAGGUUGGGGUGGAAUUGGGAUGUGAAUAUAGUGAGGAUGGAGGCGUGUUACAGAUAUGGUUGUAGGUCAGAAUUAGGUGUUUAAGGGAAGGCGUUAUUUGGAGGUGGGAGGGACAUCAUCGCUCAAUUAGUUUGCAAAAUGGAUGGCAACCAUUUUAUUUGCG